Molecule: messenger RNA, 2038 nt
Organism: Fusarium oxysporum Fo47
Lineage: Eukaryota; Fungi; Ascomycota; Sordariomycetes; Hypocreales; Nectriaceae
Product: mitochondrial 37S ribosomal bS6m domain-containing protein
Exons: 5
Coding region: 165-1724 (519 amino acids)
Biological process (GO): translation
Cellular component (GO): mitochondrial small ribosomal subunit; ribosome
Molecular function (GO): small ribosomal subunit rRNA binding; structural constituent of ribosome
Source: RefSeq, a predicted model, not a curated record
AUUCACUAAAAGCGAUUGGAAAUCCGACGUCUAUGGGUGGCCGUGUCUAAGUCGCAGGACCGUCAUGUCCAUUUUAUCACGAUCAAUUGCAUUGUUAUUGAGAUGAUAACGGUUUUCGAAAGACAAUUGUAAUUCAAUAAUCGUUGAGGACUCAUCAUUUUACAAUGUAUCGCCCAAGACUAUUGGGCCAGAGCCUUCGGGGCUUCACCCACGCCCGAACAUGUCGCCGAACAUAUAUCACAGAUGCUGAUGUUGAAUCUGCAAGAAGAUACUGCUUGACACAGUUACAAAACAGCGACUAUGAUGCUCAUCUCAUUCGCCGCUUCGUCCCCUCUCCAGUACAAGACACCUACGCUGCUCUCCGUACCCUCAACCUUGAGCUUGUUCGUCUCCCUGAGCUCGUCUCUAACCCUACGAUUGGAUCCUUUCGAAUGAAAUUCUGGCAAGAAUCCAUUGACAACACUUUCGCGGGUCGUCCCCCUCGCGAACCCAUUUGCAUCCUCCUUCACAAGGGUCUACAAGAUCUGGAGGCCCGUGAUGGCAAUUCUACCAAGAAAUCUAUAAAAUUUUGGAUCUCGAGAUUAAUAAAAACGAGAGAAAAGCAUAUGACAAACAGGCCCUUUGCGAAUUUGGCGAGCUUGGAGGAGUAUGCUGAGAAUACAUAUUCGACUCUCAUGUACGCGACAUUAGCAUCACUUCCGCUGAGAUCAAUGCAUGUCGAUCAUCUCGCAAGUCAUAUCGGAAAGGCUUGUGGUAUCGCUGCGGUCCUACGUGGCAUCCCUGUUCUGGCGGCUCCUCCUCCUCCAGUAAAUACACCUUCUGGUCAGGUUCCAGCAGUGCGAGAGCCUGCGCUUCUUCUGCCAUUGGAUGCUAUGGCUGAAGCAGGAGUUAAGGAGGAGGAGGUCUUCAGGCAGGGACCCAAUGCUCCCGGACUUCAAGAUGCUGUAUUCCAGGUCGCGACACGAGCCAAUGACCACCUCAUCACGGCCCGAGAGAUGCUCAAGCGGCUCAAGGCAGGAGAGGAUCCAGGUCAUGAGUUUGAGCAUCAAGGAGAAGCUGAGCAUUUGUAUACCGAGGGAAGCGACACAUUGAGAGAGAUCCGUCAGGGAUUUGGAGUGCUUCUUGAAGCUAUCCCUUCGGCACAGUACUUGCAACGUCUAGAGCAAGCAGAUUUCAACCCAUUCGCUGUCAAGACAGCUGGCUGGAAACUGCCAUGGAAUAGAUGCCCCACUUGUCAUGAGCUCCCGCCAUUGAAGUGGCUAAUCCUCGGAGCCCAAAAUUCGAGAUCCGCCAGAAAUUCAUCCAGCUUGGGCGACAUCAAAUUGUUCCGCGACAAUAUCAUUCUUACUGUAGAUGUCAUCACCAAGAUGCUCUACGAAUUAAUUGCAAUUGUCCGACCGGGCAGCCUCUCCGAGGUGAAGGAAAUCGCCCAAACCGUCGGUUCCCUCGUCCUCAAGAAUGGCGGUGUCGUCCGCGGUCUCGCCAACUGGGGUGUCUUCUCCCUACCGAAGCCUAUCUCAGUGCAUCAGAUGAAGCACACACACGGCCAUUACUUUGUCAUGCGAUACGAUGCCGCCUCAAAGGUUCACCAAGACGUACGAAAUACAUUGCGCCUCGAGCCCCGUAUGAUUCGCGCCGCCCAUGUCAAGCUCGGAGACGGAAAGCUUGAGUCAUUGGCUAGAUUUGGACCGCCCAAGUGGAAGACGACUGGUAGUGAGGCAUAAGGGGAGAGGGAAAGACUUAAAGAUAUAAAUGGAUGGCAAACGGCUUUAAUAGCGAGAACGAAGAAGCAGGAAAUCAUCAUGUAGGAUACAUGAACGAUCCUCGAAUGAGAGUGUGGGCGUCAGAGUCCGAGAAAAGGCUUGGCCCUAUGCUUAGGCAUCACACGAUGCCGUGUACAAAAACGACGCUGCGUCUAAAGACAGCAGCCAUGGUUGUAUGAAAUAUUGUAGAGCUCCAAACUAUCAUUCGCUUCAUAAUGUACUUGUCACGUUUUCAAGGACCUAAUACAUGGACGAAUCUCACCAAGGGUUCAAGA